CAAAACAAUGACAUUUCCAAAAUCACGCUAUAAUUGAAUAUUUAUUGCCGGUGUCAUAUUUUGUAUUGUUUUUUAAUGAAACUAAGCCUAUUCGGUGGUCAUUUAAGUAAUAUUUUUAAAAACUCCAAACAUAUCUAUCAUAAAAAUAGUAUUAGUGCGAAUGCCAUGGCAUUAAAUGAAGCUAAACGUAUUGCUGCCAAUCAAGCAGUUGAUGAAUGGGUGAAACCAGAUACUGCUAUCGGUAUUGGAAGUGGUUCAACCGUAGUUUUCGCAGUUGAACGACUUGCGCAACGAGUGCGUGAAGAAAAAUUGAAUAUAACAUGUGUGCCUACCAGCUUUCAAGCGCGACAGUUAAUUGUGGAACAUAACUUAAAACUUGGCGACUUGGACAGAAACCCCAAACUUGAUGUAGCAAUUGACGGUGCAGAUGAGGUUGAUAAGGACAUGGUGCUAAUUAAAGGUGGUGGUGGUUGCUUGUUACAAGAAAAAAUUGUAGCUUCGUGCGCUAAAAACCUGAUUGUUAUAGCAGAUUAUACAAAAAAUUCUCAGCGCUUAGGAGAACAAUACAAAAAGGGCAUUCCAAUUGAAGUGGUUCCAAUGGCCUAUGUACCUAUACAGGAGCAUAUAUUAGAUGUAUUUGGAGGCAAACUACAGUUGCGUAUGGCAGUAUCUAAGGCAGGUCCCUGUGUUACAGACAACGGUAACUUUAUUCUUGAUUGGCAGUUUGACUCGGACUGCGCAUUUAAUUGGUGUGAUGUGAACACUAAACUACUGCUUAUACCGGGUGUGGUUGAAACCGGUCUAUUUGUUGAUAUGGCCACUAAAGCAUAUUUUGGCAUGGCAGAUGGCAGCGUUAAAACACAAGAAAAUGAUCAAUGCUCAUAAUUCUCCUUCAAAUAAUAUUAUUUUUAAUAAAAAACUAUAGUUUGUAGUGUUUUUUCUUUUUUAAUGUCUUACAAAAAAUAAUAAAUAAUUUUGUCACUUCAUCUCUAGAAGAAUGUA
Messenger RNA from Teleopsis dalmanni, 1002 nucleotides. Its product is annotated as ribose-5-phosphate isomerase-like. Bases 76 to 885 code for a protein of 269 amino acids. The transcript has a single exon. Gene Ontology annotation, molecular function: ribose-5-phosphate isomerase activity. NCBI's taxonomy places the organism in Eukaryota, Metazoa, Arthropoda, Insecta, Diptera, Diopsidae. Gene Ontology annotation, biological process: pentose-phosphate shunt, non-oxidative branch; D-ribose metabolic process. The record is from RefSeq and is a predicted model, not a curated record. Gene Ontology annotation, cellular component: intracellular membrane-bounded organelle.